Molecule: messenger RNA, 898 nt
Organism: Pelobates fuscus (common spadefoot toad)
Lineage: Eukaryota; Metazoa; Chordata; Amphibia; Anura; Pelobatidae
Gene: SPMAP2L
Product: sperm microtubule associated protein 2 like
Exons: 7
Coding region: 104-859 (251 amino acids)
Biological process (GO): spermatogenesis
Source: RefSeq, a predicted model, not a curated record
GUUCAGUCUCCUAGCAGUGGCUCAGUGGAGGAUUGCUGCUAGUAUUCUGAGACCCAGGAUCCUGUAACAGGAUUAGGUCAAGUGUCAGCCACUGGACGUUACAAUGUCUGUGACUCAGACCUGGCAGUCUAAUGAUGCACGACUGAAUACCCUUGCUCGUCACAAGGAGGACCUUCUGUUACACUGGAAUAGGCCUUCUGUAUACUGGCCAGAAAGGACACAUUCAAUAACUUCCUGUGGACUGAGUAAAAGGCAAGAGGAGUUAGCACAGCCCAAACCAGUGCACACAAAGUAUAAGCUUGACAGGCCAUCUGCUAUUUGGCCAGUUAAACCAAGUUCCUUACUAGCUGUUCCCUCACCUCGCAUCGAGCAUCUGGCAGAAGCAAAGCAUGUUAACCCAGAAUGGAAUGAAGACCGGUCUGUGUACAGCAUAGUCUCAGAUGGAGCUAAGAAAGCAAAUGCCACCACUAGGGUACAGCAGUUGGCAACACCAAAACUGCGUGUUUCCAGUGCCCCACCAUUCAUCACAAAAAGUCCUGAGGAGGAAGAAAAUGAGAGUUUCUGUCCUAAAAGGCUUAGCUCUCCUACAGCUAGAACAGAGGCCUUAGCAGUGCCAAAGGCAGAGUAUCCAGGGUUCCAGCAUGACUUGCCCGUAGAAAGGAAGGUUCCUGCACCUGUUCUUCAUGCCCAGGCAUCAGAUCGUGUAUGUCAGCUUGCUAAACAUAAAAUUCGCAAGUCUCUUAAUGAAGGAUAUGACCCAUACAAGAUUUCAUCUGCUGCUAAAAAUGUGGAAGCCUCACCUCGCUUAGUAGAGCUCAGCACACCACCUGCCCGCCGACAGCGCACCAAAAAACUCUAGAAUUCCUUAUUUUCAUGUCAUAUUUAAACAUUAAAAAAA